AAUAUUGACCAUUUUAUCAGUACAGUCUGUGCAUCUGAAAAUAAUUUAAUAAAUAUAUUUAAUAAAUAACUUAACUAUUCAACAAAAUGAAUCCAACAAUUUUAGUAUGUUUUAUUGUUGUAAUCGCUUCAGCAGUAUGCAUUCAAGCAAUUCCUACAAACUUGGAACCAAUCGGUUUGCCAGAGCCAGUUGAGCCAGAACAUGGUGAACGUCAACGCCGUGUUACAUGUGACUUGUUGAGUGUAGACACACCCAUUGGCUCCCUAAAUCAUGAAGCUUGUGCCGCUCAUUGUUUAUCCAUGGGUGGUGGCCGCCGUGGAGGAAGAUGUAUUAACGGUGUUUGUAAUUGUAGAUUUUAAUUACUAUUCCAUAUAAAAAUAAAAAAAUAUUAUUUAU
Messenger RNA from Chrysoperla carnea, 396 nucleotides. RefSeq names its product defensin coprisin-like. The record is from RefSeq and is a predicted model, not a curated record. The coding region runs from base 87 to 359 and encodes 90 amino acids. The transcript is spliced from 2 exons. Lineage: Eukaryota; Metazoa; Arthropoda; Insecta; Neuroptera; Chrysopidae. Gene Ontology annotation, biological process: humoral immune response; defense response to bacterium.